Molecule: messenger RNA, 1047 nt
Organism: Lotus japonicus
Lineage: Eukaryota; Viridiplantae; Streptophyta; Magnoliopsida; Fabales; Fabaceae
Exons: 1
Coding region: 1-1047 (348 amino acids)
Biological process (GO): DNA integration
Molecular function (GO): RNA-DNA hybrid ribonuclease activity; nucleic acid binding
Source: RefSeq, a predicted model, not a curated record
AUGUCUCCAGAAGAAAAGAAUGAAGAACAAGGUGAGUGGAGCUUGUCAGUGGAUGGUUCAUCUAAUGUCAAAGGCAGUGGAGCUGGAGUGAUUCUGGAAGGACCCGGAGGCGUAACAAUUGAACAGUCAUUAAAGUUUGAUUUCAAAGCAAGCAACAAUCAAGCAGAGUAUGAAGCCAUAAUUGCAGGUUUAAGACUUGCAAUUGAAAUAGGCGUACGGAAUAUCAGAAUCAAAACAGGUUCACAGAUAGUUUCAAGACAAAUUCAAGGAGAAUACCAGGCGAAGGAUGCACAGUUGGCCAAGUAUUUGACAAAAGCGCAGAAUUUAAUGAAGCAGGUGGAGAAAGUGCAGAUUAAUCAUGUUCCGCGAGAGGAGAAUACAAGGGCUGACAUUUUGUCAAAAUUAGCAAGCACUAAGAAACCGGGGAAUAAUAAAUCAGUAAUUCAGGAAGUUUUAAAUAGUCCAAGUGUGGAAAAUGAGGAAGUUAUGGCCAUUCCAAUGGUGAUUGAUCAAGAUUGGAUGAGUCAAAUUAAGUUAUGCUUGGAAGCAGAGGGAGCUGAUUUGCAUUUGUUCACUAAAGAUCAGAUUCGUGAGGCAAGUCAUUAUACUCUAUUGGGCGAUCUGUUAUACAGAAGAGGAGUCGAGAUCCCAUUGUUGAGAUGCGUUUCUAAAGAGGAGGCGGAUAGAAUCAUGUUUGAGGUGCAUGAGGGAGUUUGUGCGAGUCAUGUAGGUGGAAGAUCUUUGGCUGCAAAAGUUUUGAGGGCAGGGUUUUAUUGGCCAACACUGAGGUCAGAUUGCAUGGAAUAUGCAAAAAAGUGUGAAAAGUGUCAGUUGUAUGCAGAUUUGCACAGAGCACCGCCGGAAACAUUAAGUUCAAUGAGUUCAUCAUGGCCAUUUGCAAUGUGGGGCGUAGAUAUCUUGGGACCUUUCACUCCAGCAGGUUCACAAGUUAGAUUCAUCUUAGUUGCAGUGGAUUAUUUUACCAAGUGGAUUGAGGUGGAGUCAAUGGCGAAGAUAACAGCAGAGAAAGUUAAGAAGUUUUAUUGA